Molecule: messenger RNA, 6951 nt
Organism: Phycodurus eques (leafy seadragon)
Lineage: Eukaryota; Metazoa; Chordata; Actinopteri; Syngnathiformes; Syngnathidae
Gene: lgr4
Product: leucine-rich repeat containing G protein-coupled receptor 4
Exons: 18
Coding region: 554-3487 (977 amino acids)
Biological process (GO): G protein-coupled receptor signaling pathway
Cellular component (GO): membrane
Molecular function (GO): protein binding; G protein-coupled receptor activity
Source: RefSeq, a predicted model, not a curated record
ACACAGGCAGACAGGCAGGCAGGCAAGCAGGCAGGGCCCACUGCUCCAGGUUGUCCAGUAAACUGCCUGCAGAGCUUCACGCAUGCUGUUGAUAUCAGGAUUUAGGAGCAUUAGGAGCCGAGCGUGACGGAAAGGAAACGGCGGCGAGCGGUGGAAAGCAAAACAGGACGGCAAACGAUUGAUUUGAGCUGUUUGGCACGAACAAGAGCCGCUUGGUUUGUGGUUAGUUAAUGGGGCAGUAAGGUAGGCUACCGCGGCUGUCGCCAGCACUACAACUUUAUUUUCUUCACGGACUAAAGCGACGCACAGGCAGUGUGUAAUUGUCUUUCAGCAAGGCACAUCGCACGUCUUCGAGGACCAUGUCGGUUUUUUAACAGUGACUCCCAAUAUAACGUCCAUUUAUUUUUUUUUAUUAUUAUUACAAAGCCCGCGAAAGCUUAACUUGAUACGGCUUCACACCACAUGAGAGGUCGACGUCGAUAAGACCACAAACAAAGGCUCCUGUUUUUUGUUUUGUUUUUCAAUUGGAGUCACCUAAAGCUACGUUGGGGAAAUGCCUUCGGGUUUGUUCUGGAUGUGUCUGUGGUGUUUUCUUCGUCCUGGAACCACCGGUCAAGGACAGUCGACCCCGGCUGUUUGUUCCCCCUCAUGCAGCUGCGAUGAAGAUGGAGGUGCCGACUGCUCCGGGAGAGGACUGACCACGGUCCCGGCUGCCCUCAGUCCUUUCACCUACUACCUAGAUCUGAGCAUGAACAACAUCACUGAGCUUCCAGCAAAUGUUUUCAAGAACUUCCCGUAUCUGGAAGAGCUGAGACUUGCAGGGAAUGACUUGUCCUUCAUCCACCCUGAAGCCUUGUCUGGACUGCAUCAGCUCAAAGUCCUGAUGCUCCAGAAUAAUCAACUUAAGACAGUACCUAGCGCUGCCCUGAAGAACCUUCAUUUUCUCCAGUCUCUCCGACUAGAUGCAAACCAUAUUACUGCAGUUCCAGAUGACAGUUUUGAGGUUCUUCAGCAACUGCGGCAUCUGUGGUUGGAUGACAACGACCUUACAGAGGUCCCAGUUGGUUCUCUGCGGCACCAAGCAAACCUACAAGCGCUAACGUUGGCACUCAACCGCAUCUUGUACAUACCAGACAACGCCUUUGCAAACCUCACCAGUCUAGUAGUACUGCAUCUUCACAACAACAGAAUUACAGAGAUUGGCAACAAAUGCUUCACUGGUCUUGUGAACCUGGAAACACUGGAUCUUAACUUUAACAACCUAAUUGCUUUUCCCAAAGCAAUCGAAGCCCUGCCCAAACUGAAAGAACUGGGAUUCCAUAGCAAUGAUAUAACUUCCAUACCUGAAGGGGCUUUUCAUAACAACCCCUUACUAAGAACCAUACAUUUCUAUGACAACCCUUUGUCCUAUGUGGGUUCUACGGCUUUCCAGAAUUUGUCUGACCUCCACUCCCUGAUGCUGCGUGGAGCAGGCAUGAUGCAUGACUUCCCAAUCCUUACAUGGACAAACAACAUUGAGAGCCUGACACUGUCGGGGACCAGGAUAUCGUCUGUCCCCACUGUUCUGUGGGACAAUCUCAAGCUCCUAAGGACACUAGAUUUGUCCUACAAUGAGAUCAAGGAGUUACCAUCCCUUCAGGGCUGUGUCCAACUGCAGGAGAUAAGCUUUCAGCACAACCAAAUUGAGCAAAUAGGAAGGCAACAUUUUCAAGGUCUUACUGCUCUUCGUUUACUAGACCUGAGUAGAAAUAAAAUCAAAUUUAUUCACAGAGAUGCAUUUCUGACCCUUGCUGCUCUCACUAACCUAGAUCUGAGUGUAAACUCUCUGACUGUGCUUUCAAUGACUGGACUGAGGGCCCUCAGUCAGCUGAAACUCUCAGGGAACCCACAGAUGAAAAAUGUGCUGACUGUAAGGCAGUUACCCAAACUCAGAUCAAUUUCCCUUCCUUACGCCUACCAAUGUUGUGCAUUUGUGGGAUGUGAGGAAAGUUCUUGUGAGGAAAGUGACGUCAAGCGAUCAGGAGGUGGAGAGGAGGUGGAACGAAUUUCAAUGAUUAUGCAUUGCUCUCCCUCACCAGGAGCUUUCAAGCCUUGUGCGCAUCUUUUCGGCAACUGGAUGAUUCGCCUGACAGUCUGGUUUAUCUGCCUAGUGUCGCUGGUUUUUAACAGUCUAGUGCUGGUUGCCACCUUCUCCCCCUCACACUGCACCUUAGGUCACUCCCACUGGUGGCCUCCAUCCAUCACUCCAGCCAGGUUGUUGAUGGGGCUUCUCGCCUUGGCAAACCUGCUGACAGGUCUCUAUGUGGGUGUGUUAACUGUCCUGGACGUUGCUACUUGGGGAUCCUUCGCCGAGUUUGGUGUGUGGUGGGAAAUGGGAGCUGGCUGCAAGUUCACAGGCUCUCUUGCAGUCUUCUCGUCAGAGUGGGCAGUUUUGUUGCUCUUACUGGCAGCAGUGGAGCGCAGCGUUGCUGUGCGGGAUAUUCUCAGCAAAGAGAUGAUCUCACCCAGGAGGAGCAGCCUCGGCCGCAGAGGAUGCUGGAGACGAGAUCGCCGCUUCAACCUGGCAGCGUGGCUUCUGGGGCUAUUUGCCACCGCUGCAGCCUGUCUGCCUCUACUGACGUUCAGCGACCAGUCUGCCUCUCCUCUCUGCCUGCCCUUCGCUGGGGCUGAGAGUCCAGCACUGAGUAUCACGGUUGUUCUGGUGCUGCUGAACGCACUGGCUUACCUGUUCACGGCAGCCGUAUACACUCAGCUGUAUUGCCACCUUGGGAGGGUGGAGCUGGUUGACCCGGAACAGACGGGUGCCCUACGCCAUGUAGCUUGGCUCAUCUUCACCAACUGCAUCUUCUUUUGCCCUGUGGCUGCUUUCUCCUUCGCCCCCCUCUUAACAGGAUCUACUGCCGGAGGCCCAGAGAUCGCCAAGUCCGUCAUUCUCAUUUUCUUCCCUCUGCCCGCGUGCCUCAACCCGGUACUCUAUGUUUUCUUCAGCCCAGCCUUCAAGGAGGACUGGCUGAGGUUACGCGGCUGUGGUCGUUUAACCAGGGAGACAAAACAAACCGGAGGCGGAAGUCACGAAGAUGAUGGAGGUGACUCUGAGCUCUCGGGUGGAAGCUCCUCUGCUCAAUUAAACUUUGACUGCGGUGUUUACUCUCAACUUUGUGGAGAGAUGGUUGUGUGUGAAGAGUGUGAGGCCAGGGUGCAUGGAAAGACCUGCUCUUCCCCCUCUUCCUCCACAGUGUGCAGACACUUGGUGAAGUCUCACAGCUGUCCCACCCUCUUGACAGGAGUGGCCACGUGCCAGCACGCUGAAGGAUUCUGGCCCGACAGUGGUACGUCGUCCGCUCAGUCGGUGUACGCCGACGAGGAGGACUCGUUUGUAUCUGAAAGCUCAGACCAAGUUCAGGCAUGCGGCAGAGCCUGUUUCUGUCAGAGCAGAGGCCUCCCUUUAGUACACUACUCAUACAGCAUACCUCGAGUCAAAGACUAAGGCCGCCUCAGCACUCCAUUCUAUGUGUGUGCAAAGAUCUACGUAACAUUAGUUCACACGGGGACUAUUUACCUUUGGUGAAAGAUUACAGCAAGCACUUACUGUAUGUUUGUUUUCACUGUGUACACAGAGGCAAGCAAUCAUUUAAAGGGAACUUUGAAUUUAUUAUUUGUGGAGGAGAAGAUUCUGUCAAAAGCUGGUUGAUGAACGGACAUUGCAGAAGGUAUCUCACCACCUGUGCCUGCUUCUUGCCUUCGACAAGCCUCAAUAAGAGCUUUUUCAAUGUAGUUGGAAUCAUUGUAAGCCAUGUCAAAUGUUAAAGAGCCUCUGCAGCAAAUCGUCAUUUUAUACUAUCGUUUUAUUUUUUUACAUCAAUGUAGCAAACAAUUGUAGAGUUUGUCAAUGUAUGAGUCUGUUUGUUGCCACCUUAAAGGUGAAUAAUGUGCUACCUGCCUGUGACUGUGACGGAACAGUGUGUUAAUGGUAUGAGAGGUUGUCGGUUUCUACUUAACACGUGUACUUGUAUUAAGUCACCAAGACUAAGAAUGUGAUCCAAGUAGCAGAUAUCACUGUUUAGAGCAACAGCUCCGCUUGCUUGUUUUGAGUGCUGGUCAAAACUAUUUAUUGUUUGAGCGACAGCAAUGAUUAAAUGGAGGUAGUGUCAUUUGUUUGAAAGGUAACUUUGUUCAAAUGUAUUUUUUUAAAUCCAUAAACUGGUAUAGUGGAACCUCAAUGUAAUGGACUAAUUGGGGGUAGGGGGGUCGUCCGUUAUAGCCAAUUGUCUGUUAGAUUGAAGCACAUUUUUUGUGUGUGCACCACUAUUACUGUACAGUACAGAAUUUUUUAUUUAAUUUGUUUUCUCCGUGCCCUAAAACACCCAGUAUAGUACAAAGUUCUUGGAAACAAAAUUUUGAAAAGUUUACAUUUUAACCAAACUUUCGACGCCUGUGUGCUUGUUGUAGUGACUAGUGGAAAGUGGGGCAGGUCGCUUUGAUGAGCCACAAGGAAUUAGUGUGCUUUCUAUUUCCAAAAUCGGGUAAGAUUAGAUAGAUGCCAUAGGCCGUUCGGCGUGGCAGAUAAACUGUUACGUAGCAAAAAUACCAUGUCCCAGACUGCACUAUAGCUGCAGAGACAUCUCUUAAAGAAAAAAAUACCGCUCACGCAAAGCAGCGCGCUCUCUGUCUAGAACUCUGUUCGACAAUAGAACUCCUGCUAUUAUGGCUGCCACGUCAAUACAAUGCCUGGAAAUAAUUAAAUUACUUCACACACACCGAAACUUGAGAGCAUGAUUCGACAGAACGCCGGUACAACAGUUAGUGCUAGCACUCGGUUGCUAGGCUACAUUACGUUUUGUUGCCUGCUUGCGAGCCGUAUCGUAUUAAAAGUACAUGAACAUACCUCCAGCAAGCCUUGAAUUAAAGUCCUCUACCGAGCACCGGUGACCACCAGCACAUGGUUUUCCCCAUGUUGUUCUUAUCAUACACACGACGCGAUCGAUUUUUGUUGCCGUGGUAACGAGUGUAUCCGGUCGGGUUUGAGUUGACAAGAUGAAGCCCAGUGAUUGUAAAAAAUGGAAUGCGGUGGUAUCGGAAUACAAGAUUUUUUUGCAGUAGUCUGACAUAGUGCAAUUGUGAAAGAGCAAAUUUGUAUUGUAGUCUGAUCCCGGGCAUUACGCGUUGUCUGUCCCACACUGCCGACGGUUUUUUUUUUUUUUUUUUUUUUUUUAAAUAACUAUUGGGUGUCAGAUAUUUACAGGACUACGUCAAAAGACAUGCGACAAGGCUAAAAAUAAACCAGCUUUUGGAUUCAAAUAUACUGUACACGAUGGCGACAUGGAGUAAAUGUCUUUUGCGAAGCCGAUCAAAGACGUCAUAGAUCGGAUCAGGGAAUUAUGACAUUAAAGCCAAUCAGCAUAAAAUGCUCAUUAUUGGCCGAUACCGAUCAGAACAAUCAAAUCGGUGUAAAGUCUACUAGUCAUAUUGUAUAUCUGUGAUCCGGAAAUACGUCAGUCCCAUUUUCUGCCUGCAUUGCGUCCCAGCGUCAGUAAACAAUAGCGGCCAAUUCUGGAACUAACAUAAUUUAUCAACGGCAGUUUAAUUGAGAAAUGGAAACUUUUUGGGCACAUUGUUCAGUCCCGAUGGUUCCGUUUUAUCCGACAUGUAAUAUCAUGUCUGUUUUUUAGUGGUUCCACUGUACAUGUAAAUUACCAGUAAUUUUUGCUCAUCUGACUGUUCCAAAUGCUAUGUGCCUGAUAAAAAGACCCUUUGUUGUCAUGCCGUUGAUUAUGAUCAGAAAAACACCACUCAAGUGGUGACUUUUUUUAUUUUAUUUUAUUUUUCAAAAACAUUUUUUAAGGUCAGGUCACUUUAAUGCAGGAUCGUUCAUUGCUUUGCUGUGCAACGUGCACAUGUAUGAUCACACUUUAUUUUGAACUCAGUUGACAUUUAAAAGACCAUUUUAGUAAAGCAAAGUGUAAUUGCUUUGCGCAAAUUGCAGCCAAUUAAAAUGCUUCCGUCACUCAGAACUGCAUAUAAUUAGAUUAUUACUUAAUUGAACAUUAAUUACAUUUCAGAACAAGUUAAUUAAAUAUUUGUUUGGGGAUGGAAAUAGUUCAAAAUUAACAGGGAUAAUAUAAUGUCAAACAAGGCUCUUCAAAUGUAAUCCACUGUACCAGCAACAUCGUUAUACUGUACUCUAGGAUAUCUGAUCAUAUUUCCAGUUGUUCUAGUCUCUUGCUGUGUAAGUGGUCUGAACAGCAUUGGUCCAAUGUUCUGCAUAUUAAUCUCAUUUCCAAGCAUCUUCAAAUGUGACUGUGGGAUCCACCCUCAGAGCAUGUAUCUACAAGUGCUCAGGAAUGUAUCCAAAGGAACAUUUGUCUCCACCAUCAGACGAUCUUGUCCGUAAGUGAAUUUUCUUGUUGUUGUUUUGCAUUUUUUUAAAUUUCUUUUAAUUCUUUGUGGGGUACUCAUGUCAGCAUUGUCUUCACUGUCUUGUUGUUGUCUGUCGCACUUGCCAAAAUGUCUUGAUUGUUCGACAUCUAGCCCAACUGGUGAAAAUUUAGUUUGGUCGAUGUUUAUAAAAAAUCUAGGUGUUAAUUUCUAUUUUUAUAACUCUCUAUAAAUUAUUUGAACAAAUAUAUUAAGACAGGGAUGCUACUCUAGGAAGCUACCUCCUCAGUUGUAGUUAGCAGCAGUACUUUAUAAAAGAAAACCCUUUUUUUCUUUUCUAUUCCUUUUGUUGGCAUCCCUGGCUUUAUGUUGACCUUGUGGGAGGAAUCUAUACUGUAUACUGUGAUUUAGAUUUUUAUUUUUAUUUUUACUAAACUAUACAGUUUGUUUUACAGAUCAAUGUGCAGAAAUAAUACAUGGAAAGUUUAUUGCUUGUCCUUUUCAUGAGAUCUUCCCAAGCUGUAUUGUUAUAUUUGCUCAUGUAGAAGAAAAAUGUGAAUAAAUCUGGACAAACAA